AAAAGUAUCAACAUGAAUUUCAAGAUCACUUUGGUUUUUGUCGCCCUCUGCAUGGCUUCGGCCUAUACCUACCCCAAAAGUGCACCAAAUUCAGAUGGAGAUAUUUAUAUUCUUCAGUUGAUUGUUCACGCCAUUGAGUUUGUUAUUGAUUAUAUUCUUCAAGCCUUCCCAAAAUUCAUUGAAGAUAUUGACCAAAAAUGGCCUGACUUUCAUGAUGGCGAAGUGAAUAUCACUAAGAGUAUCGUUGGUUUUGUUUUCGAUUUUGUAAACAAUCGUAUAAACACUUGGUCACAAAAUAGCACUGAUGGUGGUAAAAAGCUCGCUAAAUGCAUAACAGAAGCUCGUCAUGAUGCCGUUCACGUACCAGUCGAUUUCAUCAACAAAACACUCGAGUGCAGCGGAGAUGAUUUUAUUGCUUUCGUCAAAACUUUGCCAACUUUAAUAGAAGACCUUACUGAGGUUCAAGUAGAUGCAGAAAGAGCAGCAAAUAAAAUUGAUAAAUGCCAUGGAAAUGAUAUAUCUACUGUUCUCUGCGUUCUGGAUGUUGUUUCUGACUUGGUCGAUGUUGUUAAGAUUCUCGCAAUCAAAACUCACAAUGACAUCAAACCAGUUGCAGAUCAAUGGAACGUAUUCGUCAACAGCACUUUUAACUGCGGGAAGGAUAAUGUUGGCAGCUACAACGUCGCUGGAGGUAAAUGGUUACAGAAAGCCUAUUCAUAUCCUAACAAUGUAUCAGAUAACCCAGAUGAUUGCAUUGAUAUAAUUAAGGCAAUCGUAUACAUUACUGAAGCUCUCAUUGACUUACUUCUGGAAUACGCUCCAAGGUUUAUUGACAACAUAGAUGAAGAUUGGCCUGAUGUUCACCAACUGGAAGUAGAUCUUGCUAGUGGUGUUAUUUAUACCAUUUUUGAUAUAGUGGAUGAUCGUAUACAGACUUGGUCAGAAAAUAGCACCGAGGUUGGAAAAAAACUGGCCAACUGCAUAACCAACGCCCGUGACUAUGCUGUACCAGUCGAUUUCAUCAACAAAACACUCGAAUGCAGCGGAGAUGAUUUUAUAGCUUUGGUUAAGACUUUGCCAACUUUGAUAGACGAUCUUACUGAUGUUCAGGUGGACGCAAAAAGAGCAGCUGAUAAAAUUUACAAUUGCGCUGGGCAUGAUGUAUCCACCGCACUCUGCGUUCUUGAUGUUGUUUCUGAGUUGGUGGAUGUAGCUAAGAUUCUUGUAAUCAAAACCCACAAUCACAUCAAGCCAGUUGCAGAUCAAUGGAAGGUAUUCGUUAACAGCACGAUCAAUUGCGGAAAACACAAUAUUGAUUUCUACAAUGCCGCAGGAGGUGAAUGGUUGCAGAAGGUAUCCGACUGUGUUACUGCCUAAGCGUUAAGUGAAUGUAAAUAAGUUAUUUAUGUAAUAUAUUUAUAUAUCGUAAGAA
Diabrotica balteata is the source of this 1432-nucleotide messenger RNA. NCBI's taxonomy places the organism in Eukaryota, Metazoa, Arthropoda, Insecta, Coleoptera, Chrysomelidae. The record is from the annotation of a GenBank genome assembly.